AUGAUCGGCUUUGGAGGUAAGGAAUAUGCAUUGCGUUCGGACCGUCGUGCAGCGACGCCGCUGGUCCUGAGUAUUGCGCCCUCCGCCUGGACGCCUCCGCCUGUCCGUCUCCCUCCCACUCUCCCUCCAUUUCCUGCCCCCGCGGCCACCCCACACGCACGCGCACGGCGCACGCAUCCACCACCACCACUGACGAUCAACAACGACGACGACCGGUGCUGCCCAGCGUUCGCGGGAGACGACGACGGCGCCGAGAGCGCGACGUCCAUCGAGGACCUGCCCACGGACGUCCUGUCCCUCGUGCUCCGCCGCCUCGACGGCGCGUCGAUGGCCGCGCUCGGCUGCGCGUCCGCCGCCUUCCGCGACCUCGCCGCCGACCCGGCCGCCUGGCGCGCGCUCUGCCUCGCGCUCUGGCCCUCGCUCCGCGACGUGCCUCUUGCUGCGACCACCGGCGGCUCUUCGCCGACGCGUUCCCGUUCCCCGCCGUGCCGCUGGAAGCACUGCCACAGCCAGCAACGCCCGCCGGCGCCGCCCCGCUCUGCGAAGCCGGCAGCCUCCCGCCGCUGCCGGCGCGUCUCAGCCGUCGACCUCCGGCAUGGCGGCGCGUGCGUCAUGUCCCGCGCGGUGGAGACGGACGCGUCGUCGGCCUGGUUCCUGGGCGCGCCGUUCCGCGUCGACGCGCUCACGCAGGAGGGCUUCACGUUGCCGUCGCCGGCGCCCAUCGACCCCGCGGACCUCGAGCUCAGCUGGGUGUGGGUGCGGCCGUCGCACCUGGUUCUAGCGCUGGAGAUUUUUUUUUUCUAGGGGGACAGUGGCUAUGGCUGGAGUUGGGCUUUAAUUUGGGCCCUCAAAUUUUGUAGACCUCCUCUCAAAUAAAAAUAUAGGGGUCUGAUUUAGAACCCGUGGCUGGAGAUGCUCUAAGAGAAAAAAAAAAAACCUUAGCCCAUGGAUAGUGCCACCAUGGGCCAGGAUUCCAUAAGAGACGCGGCCACGCGACGCGGAGCACGCAAAGGAGCAGUGCUGUUGCUACCUGGCUUGCAUUGGGCUGGCCGUCUGAAUUUUUCAUCUGGCCACCAUGGGUUGGGGCUUUCUACUGCAUGCGUCGCUGAACUGACUCCCUUUAUCCAGCAUCCGCCUCCAUAAUCUGACGAAAAAGCAGCAUCCAAUCUCACACACGAAAGCGCCUAAAGAUCUCUCCAUCGCACAUGUCGCUGUACACCUGUGUAGGCACUGAUGUGGCACACGAAGUGACGGCAUGAUCCUCUUUCAGGAUCAAAAGAAGGGGCGCAAAAUUAAAGCGCGCAUGCCAGCGCAACAGAGUGCAAAAGCCUAGUAAUAAGU
Molecule: messenger RNA, 1341 nt
Organism: Sorghum bicolor (sorghum)
Lineage: Eukaryota; Viridiplantae; Streptophyta; Magnoliopsida; Poales; Poaceae
Product: F-box protein At3g44326
Exons: 2
Coding region: 1-804 (267 amino acids)
Molecular function (GO): protein binding
Source: RefSeq, a predicted model, not a curated record